AUGCCUCAAAACGACUUUGUGGAAAGACAUAUAAAAAAGUAUGGAAGGCGUCUGGACCACGAGCUAAGGCAGUAUAAGAAGGACAGAAGAGAAGAGAAAAUGGUUUCAAGAAAGGCCGAGAAGCUGUUUGGGCUGAAGGCUAAGCUGUUUGCCAAGAAGCAGCGUGCUUCAAAGAUCCAGCUAAAGAAGGAUCAGAAGAUGAAGGAAUUCAAGGAGAAAAAGAUGGAGGUUAGUAUUGAGAGCAAUCCACUUCCUCACUUCCUCCUUGACAGGGAAAUGGAAGAAAGGGCCAGGGACAUCAACAACAAGAUCAAGCAGCAGAGGCAGGAAAAGGGAUCGAAGUAUUCUGUUCCAUUACCUAAGAUUCAUCCUCUCCCAGAAAAGGAAGUAUUUGGGGUAGUUUCAAGCGGAAAGCGACGAUCAAAGCACUGGAAGAGAAUGGUUACUAAGCCUUGCUUUGUGGGAAGUGACUUCACAAGAAAACCUCCGAAGUAUGAGAGAUUCAUAAGGCCGAUGGCAAUGAGAUUUAGAACUGCACAUGUAAGCCAUCCUGAACUGAGCUCUACAUUCAAUCUCAAGAUAAUAGGGCUAAAGAAAAAUCCCCAUUCCGAGGUUUAUACAGGGCUUGGAAUAUUGAGCAAGGGGACCAUUAUAGAGGUGGAUGUCAGUCCCCUUGGGCUUGUCAAUGGAGCAGGGAAAAUCAUAUGGGGUAAGUAUGCUCAGAUAACCAACAACCCCGAGAAUGACGGAUGUGUGAAUGCUGUUCUUCUGGUAUAG
Encephalitozoon intestinalis ATCC 50506 is the source of this 777-nucleotide messenger RNA. RefSeq names its product ribosome biogenesis protein NSA2. Lineage: Eukaryota; Fungi; Microsporidia; Unikaryonidae. Gene Ontology annotation, cellular component: nucleolus; preribosome, large subunit precursor. The transcript has a single exon. Gene Ontology annotation, biological process: maturation of 5.8S rRNA; maturation of LSU-rRNA. The record is from RefSeq and is a predicted model, not a curated record. The coding region runs from base 1 to 777 and encodes 258 amino acids.